AUGUAGACACUAAUUUAAAUUUGUCUAUUAUACAUACCCCUAUCUAUCGUAUUUCUAAAGAAAAUUUUAAAGAAGAUUGAAUGCUAUCAUUAUUAUAUUAAUAAAUUAAGCGUAAUAAAUAGGAAAUAAAAAUAGGAAUGCAAUUAUUAUUUAAUUAAAAUAAUUUAGAUAAACUAAUUGUUAAAAGAACUAAUUAAAAAACCAGAUUGUUUUAAUACCUUCAUAUUAAAAAAUAUAUCAAACAAAAUUAAAAUAAUUCAAUAAAGAUAGAUAUAUUUAAAAAUGGAGUAUUUUUUUGAUGAAUUAGAUAUUGAGACCUAAAAAAAUUUAAUAAAAUUUUUAAAUAUCAAAGAAGAUGUUUCCUUAAUAGAUUAAGCUGUUAUUUUUAAUAUAGAAAGGAAAUAUGAAUAUACAUGGGCUUAAAAGCUGUUCUAAUCAACUAUUGAUCCUUCUCAUUUCAUUUUAAACUUUCCUUCAACAGGAAAAAAAUACAUUUUCCUAAAUAAAAAUAUGAAAUACACAAAAAAAAUUUUUUUAAAUGAAUAAAUAAUAUACGAUGAUAGGUUAUUCAGCGUCAUAUAUUGUUUUAAUUUAAUUCAUAUUGAAUAUAGCGGAGGAGCAAAGCAUUUCAUAAAAGCUUUGAGCUUAAAUCAAGAUUUGAAAGAUUUAAAAAAUAUGAAAUGGAGAUAAAGUGGAACUAACUGGGGAAAAGCAACUUUGUAUUCUAGAUACUAUUAGCACUGUGAAGCUAAUUGUUUAGGAAGCUGUAGUAAGUGUGUUUAUUUUUUAUAAGAAGAAGAAUUAAAAAAUUCUUUUAUUCCUUAUAAAAUAGAAUAAAACCCUAAAAUCAUCUUUGAAAAUACUUUAUUUGAAAUUGCUAAACGCUUUAAUGAUUAUUUAUGA
Messenger RNA from Tetrahymena thermophila SB210, 903 nucleotides. RefSeq lists its product as hypothetical. The record is from RefSeq and is a predicted model, not a curated record. The transcript has 2 exons. NCBI's taxonomy places the organism in Eukaryota, Ciliophora, Oligohymenophorea, Hymenostomatida, Tetrahymenidae.